AUCGCCCGGCUGCAGCUCCCGGCGAGCCAGGAAGGAGCACCGAGGAGCCAGAAAAGAGCACCGAGGAGCCAGAAAAGAGCACCGAGGAGCCAAAAAGGAGCACCGAGGAGCCAGAAAGGAGCACCGAGGGGCCAGCAAGGACCCCCGAGAGCCACCUCCGCUCCCAGCCCGGAGCCCGCGCUUGCCCCGCUCCCUCCGGCGGCCGCCUCUGCUCCCGGCCGCAUCCCUGCAGUUUCUCGGGGGUGAAGAUGAGUGCUGAAGAGAUUCUGGUGCGUGCAGUAGAACUUGGACAAAAUUUCUGCCUCUAUUUUGACGACGACGAUGAGCUGGAGUGUGAUGCCCUGUGCAAGGACAAGACCCUGCACCGAGUGCUGAGGAACGUGAACAGCCAGCUGCUGGUGGUGCGCCCCGACCUGAACGUGGCAGCCUUUGAGAAUGUGACAGACAGGGAGAUGCAGUCUGGCAAAGGGAUGCAUUUCAGCAUUCACUGCUACAAAACCACCACACCCUUAGCUGGGUUGCCCGUGGCCUUCAGUGUGGAAGUGGAAAACAAGAAUUACUACAUGUGUUGUGAGAGGGAAUGUGGAGAAAUGAUCGUUAGGUUCAAGGAGGGAGAAGUUCCCAAAGAAAUUCCUGGUGAAAGCAACAUCAUCUUUUUCCAAAAGACAUUUACAUCUUGCUCCUCCACGGCAUUUAAGUUUGAAUACUCAAUGGAACGAGGAAUGUUCUUGGCCUUUGAGGAAGAAGGCUGCUUGAGAAAAUUAAUCCUUAAGAAACUGUCAAAAGAUGAAGUGGAUGAAACCAUGAAGAUGAGUUUAUGUACGUUCAGUCAGAAUAAAAAUCACAACCUAUGA
Messenger RNA from Onychostruthus taczanowskii (white-rumped snowfinch), 854 nucleotides. It is a transcript of the gene IL18, whose product is annotated as interleukin 18. The record is from RefSeq and is a predicted model, not a curated record. Bases 249 to 854 code for a protein of 201 amino acids. Lineage: Eukaryota; Metazoa; Chordata; Aves; Passeriformes; Passeridae. Gene Ontology annotation, molecular function: cytokine activity. Gene Ontology annotation, biological process: inflammatory response; immune response. The transcript has 6 exons.